Messenger RNA from Branchiostoma floridae (Florida lancelet), 1370 nucleotides. RefSeq lists its product as uncharacterized. The coding region runs from base 40 to 573 and encodes 177 amino acids. The transcript has 4 exons. The record is from RefSeq and is a predicted model, not a curated record. Lineage: Eukaryota; Metazoa; Chordata; Leptocardii; Amphioxiformes; Branchiostomatidae.
CGGACUGUCUCCUCCUUUCCAGCCGGGGACUUUCGACCGAUGGACCGACAGCCUCGCUUCGUUCACCACGCUCACAUGAACCCCUACAGUCCUUGUGAGAGAAGGGGGUUCAGGAAAGACCUUCAGCUGACGGCAAAAACCAUCCAACGGACCAACGACACUCUGACAAUGAUGAAACAGGAGCUUUUCAUGUCGGAUGAUUGGUCUCUACCCACUUAUUUCGAGGAGGACAGGGGUCUGGUUGCACUGUUCCGUAACCUCAGCAGUUUCGAGCAGACCAUCCCAAGCGUCAUCCUGGAAGCACAAGAUCUGGACGACUACAGCGACACCUUGGGGCAGUCGAUGUAUCACACCGGUAGCGAGCUGAACAAGUUGCUGUUCAAACUAAGCAUUACGUUGAGGGCGGCUGGGGAGUUGGGCGAUCAGGACUGGACGGGCGAGCCCAUUCCCCUCCAGGACGUGGGGGGUAGCCGUUACUGGCACCAUGUUCGAGACUUCGCCUUCUUCCAACAUCUGCUUGGAAUUCUGCAACUGCUAAAAGCGCAACUCGAGGCUAGGUUGGCGGAGUGUUAGGGAGUACAGGUCGUUCACACUUCCGAGUACGCAUGUGCAGCGACUGGAAUUGUGGGUAAUGUGUCAAAGGUUAAGGCCCCUCAUUUGUAAACUUGUACCAUUGUCUGAAUUUGCAUAACAAUAUCCAGACGUGUUUUGUCUCAGGGGCAUUCACCUUUGACACAUUACCCACAAUUCCUGUCGCUGCGCAUGCGUUCGGAAGUGUAAAAGAGUUUAUACUGAACAUAUUGAACAUGUUGUAUACGAUUGUAUGUCAGCAUCUGAUUUUUACAUUUAUGAAAUAAGUGAGUGACACUGAAAUUUUUCAUUAGAAAUCUGUUCCAACGAAUGCCAAAGGCACUUAUUAAAAAACGUUUGCCAAUUAAUAUUUUAUGCUAGCGUAGCAUAGACACUGUUUUGUGUAGGUAGUAACUGCCAAUGUGACAUAGUAUGGUUAUGACUGUACAGGCGACAUUCUCUAGGAACCCCAAAACUGAUACGAGCUCGCGAUUGAAAAACGCUUGGCCACAAAAAAAGUUCUCAGUGUGAAAUCUAACUGGUCAGGAAGGUUGAACAAAUGAUUAAAAUAUACCAAGUACGGUAUACCGAAUAGAUUUUUGCUCUUUAACAUAUUUUAUUGACUUGUGAAUUUACUUUCCAUUGUAUCAGUAUCCGUUUUCGGAUAUUUUUGUAGUCCAUAGAUUUAUUGAUUUAUUCGUAAAUCCAUACAUUGUACCAUGUACUACUGUCAAGCGAUGAAAUUUAGUAAUUUAUCAUAGUUUAUUGCACGUAACUUUGUGACAUGAAUAAAAGGUUGA